AUGACUAAUAUUUGGAACGAAGCUCGCGACCGAGUAGAGAGGCGCCGCAAGAAUGGUGAUAAGCGCGAUUCUCUCCUCGAUAAGCUCCUGGAUGAGGAGAUCAAGUGCGAUGUGCCAUUCUCCUACACGGAAUUGAACAACUUCCUCGGGGGUGUCCACAUGGGUGCUUCUGAUACAACAGCCACUGCAACACUCACAUCGAUUCUCUUCCUCACAAAGCAUCCAGAAUUCCAAGAAAAGGCUCGAGUUGAACUUGAUCGUGUGUGUGGGACUGAGCGGGUUCCUAAGUGGACUGAUUUUGAUGACUUGCCAUACAUAAACUGCAUCGUGAAGGAGGGAUUACGAAUCAGGCCAGUUAUUCCAGCUGGCAUCCCCCAUUUUGCCAAGCAAGACCACUGGUAUGAUGGCAUGUUCAUCCCGGCCGGAAGCACCAUUUUUGUCCCUGCGUACGCGCUCAACCAUACCAGUGACUCGUCCUCAGACCUCUCCACUUAUAACCCGGACAAGUUUAUUCCACAAGCGAGUAAGCUCGCACCUGAGCUAGCUGCUGCCUCACGAUAUAAUGAGCGCGACCACUACUCUUACGGUGCUGGACGGCGCAUUUGUGUCGGUCUGCACUUGGCCGAGAGGACGCAGUGGCGUAUCAUUGCCCAAAUCCUGUGGGCAUUCAAGAUUGAGCCAGUUGUGGGAGCAGACGGAAAAGCGAUAGAACUGGACACGAGCUAUGCUGCGUAUGAAGAAGGGUUCUUGCAUUCGCCAAAGGACUAUACCGUGCGGUUUGUGCUUAGGAGUGAGAGACAUGCCGAGGUUUUAAGAAAGGAAUUUGGAGAUGUUGAGGGGUUUCUGCGGCGGUGGGAGUAG
This is a messenger RNA of Colletotrichum spaethianum, 861 nucleotides long. RefSeq names its product cytochrome P450 monooxygenase patI. NCBI's taxonomy places the organism in Eukaryota, Fungi, Ascomycota, Sordariomycetes, Glomerellales, Glomerellaceae. The transcript is spliced from 2 exons. The record is from RefSeq and is a predicted model, not a curated record. The coding region runs from base 1 to 861 and encodes 286 amino acids. Gene Ontology annotation, molecular function: monooxygenase activity; oxidoreductase activity, acting on paired donors, with incorporation or reduction of molecular oxygen; iron ion binding.